UAAUAGAAAAUUACAUACAUACAGACACGCUUUUUGUAUUAAAUUGAAUGUUAAACCUUAAUGACAGUGUUAUCUUUAGGAACAAGAUCAACAGAUUUUAUCACAUUUUCGUCAUUCGUAAUGUGUUCCUUUUUGCAGAUAGUAGCAUCUCACUUAGAUAGGCUUUUCAACGUUCCAUAUGAAGCUAAACCAUAAAUCAUGUGUCGUCGCUUACUGUACAUUUGUGAUAAAUAAUUCAAAGUGAAUAUACUUUUUGUGUUGUUAUUAUUACUACUAUUCUUAUUUUUUUAAUUUCAAUUUGACUUAAUUCAGUCGUUAUUUGUACCUCGUUUGGUUAAUAUGGUUCUACACAAUUUGGUCUGAUCUUUUUUUUUUUGUGAAAGAUAAAAGUCAAGUUCAUAGUUAUUUUCAUUCUCGAUAUAAUAUACAGAUGGAACUGAUUGAUUAAUAAAGUUCAUAACAAACUCAUGCGAAAAACAAUAACGAUGAGCUUUUAAAAACAUUAAAAUAAUAAGAUUAAUAACUUAUAAGUGCAUAAAAUUGAAUUGAAAAUGGAAAAUUUGGGAUAUAAAGAAGGCUCCGCAAAGCCGACAGUGACUAAACGUAGAAUGAGUCGAGCACGUGGAAGUGUCAUAGAAAACGAAGCUCUACCGCUUUCGAUAUCUCCUAGAUUUAAAAGUGUUACUUCGUCUAUGGUUCGGUGGAGGCAAGAUCCUGAAGCAAUGAUUGAAGAGGAAUAUCCGUCUGAAGAUUUUGAAUAUAUGGAAAUGGGAACAUGUCCACCAGCAGAAAGUGCUCCGAAUUCAAUGUAUGACAGCUUUGAGGAGACUACAACUGAUUUGAGUAUUCAUAUUAAUCGAGAAUCUAUAAAAAAUAAUUUAUUGGAUCAGAUGAAGACAGUAGGUGUAAAUGGACAUGUAAAGUUUUAUGAAGAUGUUGAACAAGGAAAUAUUAUUGCAUCUAAUUGCUCUGAGCUGUUGAGUGACUUGAGUAAAAUCGAGAAAAAUCUAAUAUACCUGUGGUCUACAUUUCUAAAACGUUGGGACAUUUUAGAAGCUCUUAUUAAAAUAGGAGCUGAUUUAUGUUUUUGUGAUCAAAAUGGUUAUUCUGCACUUCAUCUAGCAUCAUUUAGUGGAUGUUUGACAAGUAUUAAUUUUUUAUUGUCACACGGUGUUGAUGCAAAUUUUCAUACAAAAUGUUUUACUCCUUUGCAUUUUGCUGCAUUUGGAAACUCCCCUGAGGCUGUAAAAAUGUUGAUAAACAAUGGUGCAAAAGUAACAAAUGGAAGUUUAAAUGGAAAUAUAAAUAAAUUGAGUGCUGACGAAUCCUUAUUACACUGUGCUGUACGUUCAAAUGCCACCGAAUGUUUAAAGCUUUUUAUAGACGAGGGUGUUGAUGUAAAUCAGUUAAGAUCUAAUGGUACAAAUGCAAUUCAUUUGGCUGCAGACUUAGGGCAUUCGAAAUGCCUUGAAAUAUUGUUGAACGCACCUAAAGCUGAUCCAAAUAUUCGAAUUUGUAUUCGCGAAAAAGAAUCCACAGCAUUGCAUCUCGCAGCCGAUGAAGGAAAUGCUGAAUGUGUUGGGUUACUUUUAGCAAAAGGAGCCGAUGCAAAAGUUAAAAAUCAUCGUGGUUUCACACCAUUGCAUUUAGCAGCAAGAACAUCAAAUUUAGAAUGUGUCGAAUUAUUGUUGAGAGAUGGAAAUGCAGAUCCUAAUUCUGAAGAUUUUGAUCAUAGAACUCCCCUUCAUGCAGCAAUAAGUAAAUCUGAUUCAUCAUUUGAUAUCAUUGAAGCCCUAGUAUCUUGGGGUGCGAAUGUAAAUGCCAAAGAUGUUUAUGGAUUUACUGCUCUGCAUUUGGCAGCUCUAGAUGGCCUUGCUCAUUGUGUUGAGCUAUUAAUUUACCAUGGCUCAGAUGUCACAACAAAAUCGCGUAAAGGUACCACUGCUCUAAAUGUAAUCAAUCGCAAAACGCCGGCAUCUUUAGCAAUAGUGAGUCAAAAGCUUGAUGAAGCUAUAACAUUAACACACAGUCAAGAUAAUCAAAAUCGCGAAGUCGAACUUGAACUUGAUUUUAGAAGCAUAUUGCAACAUUGUCAUCCAAGGGAGAUUAGUUAUUUGAAUACAUUUGUCGAUGAGGGAAACAAAGAGAUACUACAACAUCCGCUGUGCUCAGCAUUUCUAUACAUUAAAUGGGGCAAAAUUAGGAAAUACUAUAUAGCUCGUCUAUUGUUCUGCUUUAUAUUUGUUUUGUUUUUGACGCUAUACGUAUUAACUGCUUUAGCACAUAACUGUUAUAAUGGAAGUAAAGACAUGGAAGAUACAAUUCAAGAACAAGAACUUUGUCAAAAACAAUCAAUAUUAGGAGAUAUGUUGAGAAAUAAUCCCUUCGUAAUGGAAAUGCAAUGGUGGUUUCUAGUUGCAAUAACAAUAGUUGAAAUUUGCCGAAAAAUAUAUGGCAUCACUGGUUAUUCAUCAUUCAAACAUUAUGUUCGACAAAUGGAAAAUGUAAUUGAAUGGUUUGUGAUUUGGAGUGUAUUUAUUAUAUCACAUGUAUAUACUGAUCGAACUUAUACGUGGCAAAAUCACGUUGGAGCUUUUGCUGUUCUUCUUGGUUGGACUAAUUUGAUGCUGAUGAUUGGACAACUUCCAGCACUUGGCGCUUACGUAGCCAUGUAUACCAAAGUUCAAGGAGAAUUUGCAAAAUUAUUUGCUGCCUACUCUUGCAUGCUAAUUGGAUUUACAAUUAGCUUUUGUGUAAUUUUCCCAUCUUCACCCGAUUUUGCGAAUCCGUUUAUGGGUUUCAUCACAGUUUUAGUCAUGAUGACAGGAGAAAACGAUGUGUCAAUAUUGGUGAAUGAUCCCGAUGGAAAAGAUCCUCCUUUCUUAUUGGAAGUUUCCGCGCAAGUAACAUUCAUAUUAUUUUUGCUCUUCGUAACUGUCGUGUUGAUGAAUCUGUUGGUCGGUAUAGCAGUUCACGACAUUCAAGGACUUAAAAAAACAGCAGACUUGUCGAAACUUGUACGACAAACAAAACUCAUAUCGUACAUUGAGUCUGCAUUAUUUAACGGAUGGCUCCCGAAUUGGUUAAGAAGUUUACUACAUUAUACUGCUCUGGUAUCACCUCAAGCAUAUAAAGUAGUACUAAGUGUUCGACCAUUAAAUCCAGGAGAGAAACGUCUUCCUCGACACAUCCUCAUGUCUGCAUACGAAACUGCUUCAAAAGCAAGAAAACAUUAUACUGUUGCAAAUAAGAACUCAAACAUUUCAUAUUUUUCUUAUAAGAAUAAAUUAGAAAAUAACAGUGCAACUGCAUUAGUUGAAAGAUCUGUCGAUUCAGAUUAUUUCGAAACUGAUAGUAUGUGCACAUUAACUAAUAAGAUUGAAGAAAGUGCUGAAAAAAUUGACCAGCUUACAAAUGAGAUACGAGAAUUAAAAAUGAUAAUAGGACAAGAUCGUCUCGCAAUUGAAAGAUUAAUAACAAUGUUAUCAUCAAAUAAUAAUGCAAAGCAAGAUAAAAGUACUGACAAGUAA
Messenger RNA from Chironomus riparius, 3530 nucleotides. The record is from the annotation of a GenBank genome assembly. Lineage: Eukaryota; Metazoa; Arthropoda; Insecta; Diptera; Chironomidae.